Messenger RNA from Schistocerca cancellata (South American locust), 5234 nucleotides. Its product is annotated as glucose dehydrogenase [FAD, quinone]-like. Gene Ontology annotation, molecular function: flavin adenine dinucleotide binding; oxidoreductase activity, acting on CH-OH group of donors. The record is from RefSeq and is a predicted model, not a curated record. The annotation marks the transcript as partial. Lineage: Eukaryota; Metazoa; Arthropoda; Insecta; Orthoptera; Acrididae. The transcript is spliced from 8 exons.
CGCGAGUUCGCGGAGGCGCAGCCGGCGGACGCGGAGCCGCGCGCCGAGUACGACUUCGUGGUGGUGGGGGCGGGCUCCGCGGGGGCGGCGCUGGCGGCGCGGCUGUCGGAGCGGCCGGGCAGCAGCGUGCUGGUGCUGGAGGCGGGCGGCGACGAGGCGCUGGUGCCGGGCGGAGUGCCGCUGCUGGCGCCGCUGCUGCAGCUCGGCCCGCAGGUGUGGCGCCACCGCAGCCGCCCCGACGCCGCCGCCUGCCUCGGCUACGUGGGCCAGCAGUGCAACCUGCCCAGGGGCAAGGUGCUGGGCGGCUCCAGCAGCGUCAACUACAUGAUCCACACGCGCGGCAACCGGCGCGACUACGACGGCUGGGCCGCGCUGGGGAACCCCGGCUGGAGCUACGACGACCUCCUGCCCUACUUCCGCAAGCUGGAGAACGUCUCUGGCGUUCCAGACCUGGCGGCGGACACCGAGUUCCGAGGCACGUCGGGCCCCGUGUCCGUGGAGCGGCCGUCCUUCCGCACGCCGCUGGCCACUGCGUGGGUGUCGGCCGCUCAGGAGCAGCUGCGGCUGCCGCCGGCCGACUACAACGCCGCGGACCAGGCCGCCGUCAGCUUCCUGCAGGGCACCACCCGCGACGGCACGAGGUGCAGCACGUCCAGGGCCUACCUGCUGCCGGCCAGGCACCGCCCCAACCUGCACGUCAGCAAGCGCUCUCUCGUCACCAAGGUCGUCAUCGACGGCACGACCAUGAGAGCAACCGGGGUGGAGUUCGAGCGCCAGGGCCGGCGGCGUAGUGUGCGCGCGCGCCGCGAGGUGGUGCUGUCUGCGGGCGCCGUCAACACGCCGCAGCUGCUGAUGGUGAGCGGCGUGGGGCCGCGCCGGCACCUGGAGGCGCACGGCGUGCCCCUGCUGCGCGACUUGCCCGUCGGACUCAACCUGCAGGACCACGUGACGCUGGGCGGGCUGACGUUCCUGGUGAACGCGACGGGCGACCUGCAGGACCGGCUGGUGCUGGCCGACGCCGCGGCCUACCUGGCCUUCCUGCGCCGCCGCGGCGGGCCCUUCUCCACGCUGGGCGGCACCGAGGCGGCCGCCUUCUACGACGACGACGGCGACGGCUACCCGGACGUCGAGCUGCUGUUCGCCUCCGUCACCGACAUGAACGCCGCCCUCAUCAGGAUCGCAUCGGGACUGAGGGACGACGUGUACGACGCGGUGUUCCGUCCGUACGAGGGCCAGCACGGCUUCACCGUCGUGCCGUUCCCCCUGCGGCCUCGCAGCCGCGGCAGGGUGCGCCUCGCCUCGUCCGAUCCGCACCAGCAGCCGGUGCUGGAGAUGGGCUACUUCAGCGACCCGCGCGACCUGGAGCUGGUGGUGGCGGGCAUCCGCGCGGCGGAGCGCGUGGCCGGGGGCGGCGCGCUGCGGCGGCUGGGGGCGCGCGCCCUGCCGCCGGCGGUGCCCGCGUGCGCGCGCCUGCCCGCCGGCUCGGACGCGCACUGGCGCUGCGCGGCGCGCCACCUCUCGUUCACCAUCUACCACCAGUGCUGCACGGCGGCCAUGGGGCCGCGCGGCGUGCUCGACGAGCGGCUGCGCGUGCGCGGCGUCGCGGCGCUGCGCGUCGUCGACGCCUCCGCCAUGCCGCUCAUCCCCUCCGGCCACACCAACGUGCCCGUCAUCGCGCUGGCCGAGCGCGCCGCCGACCUCAUCGCGGAGGACCACCGGGGGGCCUAGCCGGCAGCAGGUCUGGGGCCGGCCCCCGUCGACCGCUUCACCGUCCACUGUGCCACUCCUUUAAACAUUUCCUUCGUCUCCUGCACUGUUUCGACCGACAUCGACGACGUAUCGUCUGUGACAAUCGCACAGAUACCAAUAACGCCAGAUGUCACACACCGACACACAAAGAUGACACGACGAUCUCUAUUACUUAGUGUAUUACAAAAUACAGUAUACGAGGUGAGACAUACUGGCAGAUUACAACUCUGUGCCGGACGGAGACUCGUACUCGGGACCUUCGCCUAUCGCGACCAAGUGCUCUACCGAUUGAGCUACCGCAGCACGACUUAAGGCCGGUUCCCACUAGGGAUGCCGCGCGUCAAAACCGCGCGUCAUCGGCGUGGUUGCCAUGGAAACGGCGCCAGCAGCGCGGCGCGGCGGGCUCUGCGUCGCGGUUUGACCAUGUCGAACCGCUUCCGCUGCCGCGUGACGCGCCCCAGGUCCGCGCCUCCAAUCACAGAACGCGCUGAGCGUGACCUCACGUACGGAACCCCGGGCCACACGAAAUUCGCCGAACCGCUGGCGCGGACGCGGCGGCAGCCAUGAAAUACUUAUCAUCCGAUUCUGAGGAAACUAUUCGGUAGAAAAAUUUGAUUCUUGGGCAUGUUACAGCCUGAUAUCUUCUCUCGAUAAAGGACGGAAUUUCUUUUCGUUAUUCAUCGCGGUUACUUGCUGUAUCGCACUUACAUAAACCUUUGCACGAAAUUUUAAUGAGUGUGCAGAGGUAAAAACGCAUUGCGUGGACUUUGCGUACAGUUCAUUUUAAGUAACACAUUAUUGCGUAUGAAAUUUAGUCAACAUAUCGAAAUUGUUUUUAAAGCUGAGAGCAGAUCGACAACUAUCACCGUUCUCGAGAUAUUGAAUGAUAUGUCGGCGGACAGGCUGUGCCGUGACAGCGCGCGGCUCGCUCGCGUCGCGACCGGUACUUCGUCCUGCUCGUUGUAAACCAUGUGGUUGUAUCAACUGCAAAUUUCGUAAACGGUUCAAGAAAUCGAAACGUGGUUUUUUGCAAACGAUAACUUGUGGAAAGUCAUGUAUUUCGUCGCAUGAUAAAUAUCCAAAAUCUGUUUAUCUACCGAGAUAUGAAAGUAACUACAGUUUUUCAGAAAGAAUAUAUGAAUUUUUUACAUGGCAUUUAAUAGCAUGUGAAAUGAGAAGUUAAAGCGAAACUAAUUUCCAAAUUUUGCAGGAGAGCUUCUGUGAAGUUUGAAUUUUGGAAAGUAGGAGAUGGGGUAUUGGCACAAGUAAAGCUGUGAAGAGACAACGUGCGUCGUGCUCGGGUGGCUCCGUAGGUAGAGAGCUUUGCCCAGCACAGGGAAAGGUUCCGAGUUAGAAUCUUGGUCUGGCACAUUGUUUUAAUCUGUCAGGAAGUUUCAUAUCAGCACACUCUCCGCUGCACACUGAAUAUUUCAUUGGAUCGGAUUGUUUGGGGGAGGAGACCAGACGGCGAGCUCGUCGGUCUGAUCCGAAUAGGGAAGGACGGGGAAGGAAGCCGGCCGUGCCCUUUCAAAGGAACCAUCCCGGCAUUUGCCUGGAGCGAUUUAUGGAGAUCACAGAAAACCUAAACAAGGAUGGCCAGACGCGGGAUUGAACCGAAUGCGAGUCCAGUGUGCUAGCCACUGCGCCACCUCGCUCGGUGAAUAUUUCAUUCUGGAGGUGUGUGAGAAACGUCAUGACACCAAUAACUGAUGUGCAGCCAUCAUAUAACUGUCAUUCAAGCAAUAUUGACGAUAUUCAGACCAGUUAUCAAUCGUGUGAUUAUUGCCAAACAUGUUUCGGGAUAACAUUAUCCUAUUUUCAAGUGCUUAAAAAGUUUUUUAUGCCAUUACGUCUCGUCACAACAGUUGGAAACUGGAUCUCGUGAACGAUGCAUGCUUCGUCUUGUAUUUUUUUUAUAUUUAUGGCUUGUUUCCAACUUGUGACGAGGCCUAAUGGCAUUAGGCACCUGAGAAUGGGAUAAUGUUGUUCCGAAAAAUGUUUGACACUAAUCACACGAUUGACAACUGGGCUGAAUACUCACAACAUUGCAAUAAAGACACCGGUUUUUUGAUUACCAGACUUUUGUUUUUCAAACAACCAUCUUGUCCACUUCAAAGUAGUUUCUUCCCGCAGCUAUGCACCGGCGGAGUCGUCCUACCCACUCUUGGCAGCAGCUCUGAAGGACUUCAACUGGUACAGCCUUCAACAUGUCGAUGACAUUCUUUUGAAUGUUCUCCUGAGUACCAAAAUGACGUCCUUCUGAGAGAUUUUUUAACUUCCGGAAAAGAAAAAAGUCACGGUCUCAGAUCAGGUGAAUAGGAGGGCUGUGAAACAACAGUAACGUUUUUUGAGGUCAAAAAUUCCAUGACGGAAGUGGCCGUGUGACACGGGGCGUUGUCACGGUGCGGCGUCCACUUGUCUGCGGUGUCCAGUCUCACUGGAGUCACCCUUUUCUUGAGCUUUUCAAGGACAAUGUUUGUGAAACACUUCGUUGACAUUUUGCCCUGGAGCAACACAUUGUUCAUGCACGACACGCCUACUGUCAAAAAACAAAUCAGCAUUGUUUUGAUGUUUGAUUUGCUCAAUCCAACUUUCUUUCGGUCGAGGAGAUGUCUCAGUGUGCCUCUCCUGACUCUGCAACUUUGUCUAAGAAUCGUACUAAAAAAUCCAGGAUUGACCACCUGUGAUCUCCUUCGUGAUCAUUGGCAACCCACUCAAGACUGUACUUGUGCUCAGUUGUGAGGUUUGUUGCCACAAUUUUAGCACAAAUCUUUCGAAUGUGCAAAUCUUCGGUCAAAAUUUGAUGUAAGGUGAAAGCGUGAGUUUAACAGGUGACCCAUCAUCGUUAUUGUUAAACAUCGGUCUGAUCUCAAAACAGCAAGCACACGUUCAACGUUUUCGUUGGUUUUUGAAGCUGAAGAUCUCCCUGAGCGAGGUUCAUCUUCAACGGGUUCUCGGCCUUCCAAACAGGAUUUGUGACAGCGAAAAACUUGUGCUUUUGCAAGAAAUGUCCCCCGCAGACCUGUUUCAACUUUUCAAAGGUCACACGCGUGGAUUUCCCAAGCAUACGAGAUGUUAUAACGUUGGCCUAAAUUCCGCUGCUCCAUUUUAAUAACGCACAACAAAAACGUGACUUCAUUGAUGGCGCUCACAAAAAUAACGUGAUGGCAGUACGGAGCUGAACUCGGACUGAGGGAUGAACAGAGCGGUCUGCGCAAGCAGAACACAGCGCUGCCAGAUCGCUCCCAGUGCUUUUCUUGCACACCUCAUAUUGUGAUAAGUAUCGGGACACCUACUAGUGGACAUUAAUAUCGGGUCUGUCCACACCUCACCUUUAUGACAGCUUGAAUUGUGUUGGGUGUCUGGCUGUCUGUGCAGGAGCGGUAACCCAUUCUUCCUCAAACGCCGGAACUAGAGCAGGUAGUGAUGUUGGACGCUAAUGUCUGCAACGAAGUGGACAUUCUGACUGAUCCCAAAGCUGUUCA